AUGAAUUUAAUUGGCUACAUUAUGAAGAAAAAGAUGAUGGUGGCAAAAUGUUUUGUACUUUAUGCAAAGCUGCAAAAAAAAAGAACCUAUUUACACAAGGAUGUGAAUGGUUAAAGCAUGAUGUUUUAGUUAAACAUACAAAUACACUAGAUCAUCAAAAAAGUAUACCAAUUAUGCAUAAUCAAACAACAAUUGAAUCUGGAUUUAGGCUUUCAAUGUCAAAAGAUAAAUUAGAAAUUAUUCAAAUUAUGCAACAUAUAUAUUUUUUAGCUAAACAUCAUUAUGCUACUCAUGGAUUAAGAGAUUUAAAAAAAUUAAAUACUCAACAAUUUAAUGAGGCAAGAGAUGAAGCUUUAUUUGGACCUUUUGUUGGUUUAAAAAAAGUACAAUCAAUUGUUGAUCCUCCUAAUACAAUACGUUCAGAAUAUGGUUCAUAUAAUAAUGAUGUUUCUGCAAGUGAAUUUUUAGAAGCAAUUUCAUUUGUUAUUGAAGAAAGUUUAAGUAAUGAAAUUCAAAAAUCGCUAUAUUGGAGUAUUCAAAUUGAUGAAAGUAAUACAAUUAAACAAGAAAAAAUGUUAGCAAUUGUUCUAAACAUUUAUCAGAUAAUUAUCCAGUUGUACGUUUUUUGGGUAUUAUACAAUUAG
This is a messenger RNA of Dentiscutata heterogama, 644 nucleotides long. Lineage: Eukaryota; Fungi; Glomeromycota; Glomeromycetes; Diversisporales; Gigasporaceae. The record is from the annotation of a GenBank genome assembly.